Podarcis raffonei (Aeolian wall lizard) is the source of this 5221-nucleotide messenger RNA. RefSeq names its product solute carrier family 6 member 14 (gene SLC6A14). NCBI's taxonomy places the organism in Eukaryota, Metazoa, Chordata, Lepidosauria, Squamata, Lacertidae. The coding region runs from base 337 to 2394 and encodes 685 amino acids. The transcript has 14 exons. Gene Ontology annotation, molecular function: L-proline transmembrane transporter activity. Gene Ontology annotation, cellular component: membrane. The record is from RefSeq and is a predicted model, not a curated record. Gene Ontology annotation, biological process: sodium ion transmembrane transport.
AAGAAGCCAGCCAGUGGGAGCCAUGAGUGCCAUUUAGCCAGAACCUGAGUCAGGUGGCAGGGAGAGGAUCCUAGUGGUGUGGGCAUUUCCUGUUCCAUUUCCUUGGGAGAUGGGACAUCUUCUGGGGGUUUUCCACAUGAAGCCCCGCCUGCCAAAGACAACCCUCGAACAUGAUCCAAGGUCAUAGAAGCCCAUGCUUAGAACUGGCCAUCAAUCCUUUAGUCAAGCCACUUACUGGGUGGGGAUUUAGAAUGUUGAACGGCAGCCGCUGUGCAUCAGCUGGGUGCUUAAGCAGGCAUUGCUCUCAACUCUCAGCACCCAGGGGUCACCCAGUGCAUGGUGGGCCUCCCUCUCUCCCUCUUAGCCUCCAGAAGUCCAGAACUUGGCAGCACGAAGGCUCUGCCCCCCAAAAUGUGGGACCAGGGCUUGCUGUGGUUGUGGACCCUCAGCCAGAAAGGACAGAAUAAUGCUUCAGGAACCGGGACUGGCGAGCCAGGUCCAGAGGCUCAGGCCUGGAACAAAGAUUUCACUUUGUCUACUGAGAAAAUUACCGAAAAAGAUGAAGAGAGUGAACGAGGAAACUGGUCGCGCAAAUCAGACUACCUCCUCUCUAUGGUUGGCUAUGCCGUUGGCUUGGGGAAUGUCUGGCGCUUUCCAUACCUCACCUAUAAGGAUGGAGGAGGGGCCUUCUUGAUACCUUAUACCGUCAUGCUGGCUCUGGCUGGGCUGCCUUUGUUCUUCCUGGAAUGCUCGCUUGGGCAGUUUGCCAGCUUGGGACCCAUUUCUGUUUGGAGAAUUCUACCCCUUUUACAAGGAGUCGGAGUCACAAUGGUGAUCAUUUCAACGUUUGUGACCAUCUAUUACAAUGUCAUCAUUGGCUACAGCCUCUACUACUUGUUUGCCUCCUUCCAAAGCGUCCUCCCUUGGGCAGAUUGCAAUCCUGAGUGGGCCAAUGCAAAUUGCAGCAAGACGAGGCUAGUGUUAGACUGCAACAUUACAUUAGACAAUGAGACUACUAUCAAUGCGAAUUACUCUUGGGUUGAGAAAAACAACCUCACCUGCAUCAAUGGCACCAAGGUGUUUGCGAACACCCAGGCUCCCAGCGAACAAUACUGGAACAACAAGGUCCUUCAGCGUUCAAGUGGCUUAGACAAGACCGGGGAGGUUGUGUGGUACCUCGCCCUCUGCCUUCUCCUUUCCUGGCUGAUUGUGGCAGUGGCCUUGUUUAAAGGAAUCAAGUCUUCGGGAAAGAUUGUUUACUUCACAGCAAUCUUCCCCUACGUUGUCCUUGUGAUAUUGCUGGUCCGAGGUGCCACUCUAGACGGUGCUCUGGAGGGCAUUGAGUUCUACAUUGGAAAGCAGUCUAAUUUCACCAAGCUCACAGAGGCAGAGGUCUGGAAAGAUGCUGCCACACAGAUUUUUUUCUCUCUGUCUGUUGCGUGGGGAGGGUUGGUCGCCCUCUCCUCAUACAACAAAUUCAACAACAACUGCUAUUCGGAUGCCAUUUUUGUCUGCGUGAUAAACUGCCUCACAAGCGUCUUUGCUGGUUUUGCGAUUUUCUCCAUCUUGGGGCACAUGGCACACGAGGCAGGCAAGAAAGUCUCAGAAGUCGUCGAUUCAGGCUUUGAUCUGGCGUUUGUUGCCUAUCCGGAGGCCCUUUCAAAGCUCCCCGUCGCCCCCCUCUGGUCUUUCUUGUUCUUCUUCAUGCUCCUGCUCCUGGGGCUCGAUUCCCAGUUUGCUACUGUAGAGACCCUUACAACCACCAUCCAAGAUGUUUACCCCAAACUUAUGAAGAAAAUGAGGAUCCCAGUGACCUUGGGCCUGUGCACCGUGCUAUUCCUGCUUGGGCUUGUCUGUGUUACGCAGGCAGGGAUCUACUGGGUCAACCUGGUGGACCAUUUCUGUGCUGGCUGGGGGAUCCUUUUCGCAGCUGUCCUGGAGCUGGUGGGGAUCUGCUGGAUUUAUGGUGGAAACCGAUUUAUCGAAGACACUGAGAUGAUGAUUGGGAAGAAAAGCUGGUUGUUCUGGCUGUGGUGGAGAGUCUGCUGGUUUUUCAUCACACCUUUCCUCCUCCUCGCAAUUUUGAUUUGGUCUUUGGUCACCUUUGAGCGCCCAAAAUUUGGCUCUGUGGAAUACCCAGUUUGGGGAGCUGCUGUUGGUUGGUGCAUGAUCAUGUUCUGCCUGAUUUGGAUUCCCAUCAUUGCCAUUUACAAGAUAUCAAAAGCAAAAGGGAGCUUGUGGCAGCGCAUUACUUUCUGCUGCAAGCCCCAGCCCAACUGGGGUCCCGCCCUAGAGCGCAAUCGUGGAGAAAGAUACCGCAACAUGGUUGACACAGAGAAGGAGAAAGACAUCGAAAUCCCGACUGUGGAUGCCUACGUACACAAGCCAGAGUGAAGUGGCCCGUUGGGAGGCAAUUGGCACUCAUGUUCAGCAGAGAGAGUGGGUUUUUUGGGUUUGUGUGAACGGGUUUUUUUUAUAUAAUGGAAGCCAUAUUAUUUAUUCUGAGAACUGUAUAUUGUGAUAGAUCAAUGGACAGCAAGUCAACGGAGCGUGGAGGCAGGUUCUUCGUCGCUAACAUGUACUGCCCUAUUGACCUGCCCAGUUGCUAGAUAUAGUGAGGAAGACAGCAUGUCUCCUGACCCCUUAGCUGGUGCUAAAACUGGUCCAUGCUAUGCAUGGGGAGAGCUGGAAGAAGUUCCAGAGUUUAGUCCCUGUUCCCAGGGGAGGCUGUAACAUAGAUCUUGCUAGGAGUGGGCUCCAUUCCCUAACCCAUCAUGAUCCAUUCCUGUAACAACCCUGCAGAAAUCCUCCCCGGAGUCUUAAUCCUCCACUGAAAAUGUAAGGGCAGCAGCCUUGCCCUCCUAACAGGCUUUGUGACAGGAAUACACUUCCAUAAUGCUCGAAGGUGAUUCAGUAUCACACAAGUGCCUUACCUAGAAGAAAGCAUUGUUGAAGUCAGUGGGGUGUAAUCCCAAAUAGAUUAGUUUUUUGACAAUUAGCUAUUGUUUCUGUAUUCCUGUUCCUGGAACUAUGUGUAUGAUACAUCAGAUCUAUAUCUGUAUUUCUGCAUCCAGGCAUUCCAAAUUUGGCACCACAGAAACCUGAGUGAUGUGCGCUCUUUAUUUUAUUUUGCUUAAUUUAUUGUUUUUAUCCUCUUGCAAAAUAAUGAUGAUGAUGAUCAGAUUUUCUUCUUGAUGGAUAAGCCAGGUACUCUCCACCCCUCAUGCAGUUGCUAAAGAUCCAGCCAACUCUUUGGCUUUGGGGGAUUUCAGCUGGUGUUUCUGCCACACCUUUAAGCAUAUUGUUACAGUCCCAGCAAUAUAGGCUAGCAGCUUGGUGUUUGGAGUUUGUUUUUCAAAUGCGACACUUCAGAAGCUGGGUCCUGUGCCUAGUGCCAUAUUCUGUGCUUUGUGGCCUUAGUUAGUCUCAGAAAGCCCAGAGUGGCUGGCUGGCCAGCCCAAAGACCUGACUUUCACGAUGCUUCUGUUCUGCCUGAUCUUGUAUUGAGCUAGUAAUGGCUGCGAUCUUCUCAAGAGGCUCUUCCUUUCAUCCAUCUUUAUCCCCAUUCUCUCCUGAAUCUCUAAUUUGUGAGUGUCUCUGGAGAGGGUCAUUUUUCUUAAGGAUGUUGCACAAGUGAGUCAGCACUUGUUUUCUAGUUUUCUUCAAAAAUGCCAUUCUUUAAACCCUCAGGCAACCUGAGUUACAAAGGAACUUUCCCUGAAGCUCCUGCUAUAAGUUUUAUGGCAUCGAAUUUGUUUACUUCCAAAAGAGAAAAGUGGCUUUAAAUAUAUAUAUAUUAUUUCAGAAUGUUGUUGUUGUUGUUGUUGUUGUUAGAAGAUAACUCAACUGGUAGAGCCUGAGGCUCUUAAUCUCAUGGGUCCAAACCUUUGGUUGGGCAAAAGAUUCCUGCAUUGCAGGGGGUUGGACUAGAUGAUCCUUGUUGUCCCUUCCAACUCUACAGUUCUGUGGUUCUAUAAUGGGAUACAGCAAGAUGUCCAUAGCCUUGUCCCACUGAACACCUGGGAGGGGAAAUGUCCAGCUCUCCAGAUGUUGCUAGACAGCAAUUCCCAUCAUCCCCAGCCACUGCCCAUGCCAGAGAGCUACAGGUUCCCCAUAACAUCUAGAGGACACCAAUUCUUCAGCCCUGGCUCUGAAAGAUAACAGCCUCUUUGGGCCCAGGGUGGGGGAGCAAGAACACUCUUCCUUUGCCCUAAGUCAUCUCAGUUGAAGAAUGGAAGUGGAGUUGUUUCAUCCUUCUAAUGCAGAGUUUCCCAAACUUGGCUCUCCAGCAGUUUUUGCAUUACAACUCCCACCAUCCUUAGCUAGCAUGGGAUGGUGGGAAUUGUAGUCCAAAAGCAGCUGGAGACCCAAGUUCGGGAAACACUGUUCUAAUGGAAAGGUAGGCAACACAAUGCACUCCAGAUGUUGAUAGACUCAUAAUUCCCACCAGCCGCAAACAGCUUAGCCAGUGAUGGAACUUGUAGUUCAACAACGUCAGGACAGGCAGCACUGGCUACUCUGGUUCUGAUGGCAGCCACAAGGAGGGAUCCCAGAAACAGGUUACAUUCACAACAUAAAUUUAAAGCAGGUGCUGAGAAUUGUUAGAAAACCUCUAUUCAACUCACAGAGCAACAAUUUCUAGAGUUCCCUGUGAAGAGGGAUGGUUAAGCCUCUCUAGGAAGUGCAGCUUUGUGAGAGGAACAGGGGUCUCCUAAAAACUCUCAGUGCCUUUAAAAAACUACAGCUCCCAGAAUUCUUUAUUCUUUUUUGGGUGGGGGGGGGAGAGCCAUAACCGUUUGAAGUGGUGUCAUGGUGCUUUCAACUCAUAGUGUGGAUGUGGCCACCAUUUGUCCCCAGAUGUUUGAUUCUGGGUGGGUGGGUGGUAGAAAAAUGCCAUUGCAAUGUGGCAGGAUGUUCCAGCUGCCGUACCAAGCGGUCGCAUGACCACUAGACCCACCUUCAUUCCACGUUUCCUGUCAAUUGUAGGCCUAUGUCCUGGAAGUCUACUUUCACUGAAAAGAGUCCUUUAGCUGCCUUCACAGUCCAUGACAUAAAAUAGGGCCAGGGCACUUUUUUUGCCAGGGACACCGAGCCUGUGGUGAUAGGUGAGAAGCUCUGGGAUCCCCCAGGUGUGUUUUUGUACUGUAAAAAAACAUAUUGUCUGUUUUGGGAAAUGAACAUGUUGCCAUCUCAAAACCAAUAAAAUUUCUGUUUGUUUGUU